Messenger RNA from Schistocerca americana (American grasshopper), 1561 nucleotides. RefSeq names its product myrosinase 1-like. The transcript has 11 exons. The record is from RefSeq and is a predicted model, not a curated record. Lineage: Eukaryota; Metazoa; Arthropoda; Insecta; Orthoptera; Acrididae. Gene Ontology annotation, biological process: carbohydrate metabolic process. Gene Ontology annotation, molecular function: beta-glucosidase activity. The coding region runs from base 10 to 1443 and encodes 477 amino acids.
UUGCCAAUCAUGAGGUUGCUGAUCGCCUUUGCGGCUGUGCUAGUCGUUGCUUCGGCACAGACAGCAGCUGACAGAUUCCCAGAUGACUUCAUGUUCGGAGCUGCGACAGCCGCUUAUCAAAUCGAAGGAGCCUGGAAUGAAGAUGGGAAGGGAGAGAACAUUCAAGACUACCUUUUCCACAAUCACCCAGAAUAUACAACAGGAGACACAGGGGACGUCGCUUGCGAUUCUUACCACAAGUACAAGGAGGACGUGCAGAUGCUGAAGGCCAUCAAUGCGAACGUAUACCGCUUUUCGAUUUCCUGGUCACGAGUGUUGCCUACCGGGGACGUUGACGUUAUCAACCAGCCUGGUAUCGACUACUACAACAACCUCAUCAACGAGCUGCUUGCCAACGGAAUUCAGCCAAUGGUGACUAUGUACCAUUGGGAUCUUCCUCAACCGCUGCAGUACAUUGGAGGCUGGCCUAACGAGUUGCUGGUAGACUACUUCGUUGAAUACGCCAGGGUACUGUUUGAAAACUUCGGAGACAGGGUGAAAUGGUGGGUCACGUUCAACGAGCCAGCUACCUUUGUGCACGGCUACACAGCUUUGAGGAUGGCCCCUUCUCAGCCCGCCAAAGGAAUUGGCGACUACCUGGCGGCACACACCAUCAUCAAAGCCCACGCUCGCGUCUGGCACCUGUAUGAUGAGCAGUUUAGAGCUUCGCAGAAUGGUAGCGUGGGAAUUACGCUUAAUAUGGAUGGGCUUGAGCCAAUGACAAACUCGACAGAGGAUGUAGAAGCUAGUGAAAGAGCACGACAGUUUCAGCUGGGUCUCUACGGACACCCUAUCUACACUCAGAGUGGUGAUUAUCCGGCAGUGGUGCGACAGCAAGUGGAUGGCAACAGUGAGGCUGAAGGACGUCCCCGAUCAAGGCUGCCAACCUUCACACAGGAAGAGGUGGAGUACAUUAGGGGUUCAGCGGACUUCUUUUCAAUAAACCACUACAACACGACUUUCGUGACGCCAGGACUCACGGGCGAUUCACCUUCCAAACUGCGUGACAUGGCUGUAAAUAGAUCAGAGGGUCAGCGAUUACCUUGGGGAUUUCGGAGUCAACUAAACUGGAUUGCCAACGAAUACCCAGGAUAUCAAAUCAUGAUAACAGAGAACGGGCUCUACAAUAACGGGGGAAGGAACGACACUGAUCGCAUCGCAUACUUUCAUGCAUACCUUGGAGCUGUACUGGAGGCGAUACACAUUGACGUUGUUCCGAUUAUCGGAUACACAGCUUAUGGUCUCAUGGACAACCUGGAAUUUAACAUGGGAUUCACACGUAAGACUGGGCUGUACGAGGUGGAUUUCAGCAGUCCAAACCGGACAAGGACGCCCAAGGCAUCGGCCUUAUUCAUGGCAGAAGUCUUUAGCACCAAGCAGCUGCCCGACCCGUACAACCUGUAGGAGUUUCCGCGCUCGAAAAGCGAGACUGAUAAGCCAUCAUAUCAACGGACUGUUUAAUAUGAUCUCUUGUCAAAUACAGUACUGUUAUAUGAAGUAAUAAAUGAAAUGUCAGCAACUA